CGCCCGACCCGCACCCGUCAGCUGGUGUGCAGCAGUGAAGGGAGCACGACUCGUGGCCGAUACCGAUAGCGCGCCGCGCCGGUAUCUCUGGCGUCGCUUCGCUGGUCCUGCCUGUGUUCCAAUUCCGUCUCAAAAUGGAUCUGUUGAACGCGUUUUCCGAAAAGUUUUGGGACAAAGACAUUUGGCUUCCGCCGAAUGUAACGUGGGCCGACUUCAAACCCAACGAUAAAUAUGUCUAUUGCGACCACCGUCACCUCCUGUACCCUUUCCCUAUGGCAUUGGUGAUGUUACUCUUGAGAUUCGCAUUUGAAAAGUAUUGGUUAGCCCCCAUCGGAAUAUCUCUUGGUAUCAAAUAUAAGAGGGCAAAGAAGGCACCCCCAAAUGAUAUUCUUGAAAAGGCACAUCAAUCAAAGGAAAAGCUGAAACAUAAACAAAUCACUGGUCUUGCCAAGCAACUUGAUUGGCCUGAAAGGAAGGUUGAGCGCUGGCUUCGUGUCCGUCGAACUCAAGACAAGCCCACCACGCUAGUUAAAUUUUGUGAAAACAGCUGGAGGUGCACCUAUUACGUAUUAUCAUUUACAUUUGGCAUUUUUGUUUUAUGGGACAAGCCUUGGCUCUGGGAUAUUAAGCAGUGUUGGGUUGGCUACCCUCUGGAACAAAGUCUUACCAAUGAUGUCUGGUGGUACUACAUGAUAUCCAUGUCAUUCUACUACUCUCUUUGCAUAUCUCAGUUUUUUGAUGUGAAACGGAAAGACUUUUGGCAAAUGUUUAUCCAUCACAUUGCAACUGUAACGUUGAUGUCUCUCUCAUGGGUUUGCAAUCUUUACCGAGCUGGCACCUUAGUCUUGGUUGUUCAUGACUGUGCUGAUAUAUUCUUGGAUGCAGCUAAGAUGGCAAAAUAUGCAAGUUUAUCAAAAAUCUGUGAUAUUCUUCUUGGAGUUUUUACAGUGUUGUGGAUUGUCACAAGGAUAGGAAUCUACCCAUUCUGGAUUAUAUACAGCACGUCCGUGACGGCACCUGACAUGGUGGCCAUUUUUCCAGCAUACUACAUUUUCAACUCUCUUCUGAUCCUACUUCUGGUUCUACAUGUUAUUUGGACCUAUCUCAUUCUUCGAGUUGUUUAUAAUUCAAUUCUCAUGGGUUCGAUGGACAAAGACAUUCGUAGUUCAUCUAGUGAAGAGUUAUCUGAGAGCUCAGGUGGCUCUCAGUCGUUGAAGGACUGAGUCAUUAUGCAUUAUUUCAUCAAAUUGCCUGCAUUUACAUGUUGAAUAUCCUAGUAUAAAAACGCUAAUGAGUAGGGUACAAAUAUUUCAGUGUUGCAGUUUCAUGAUGGAGAUCAUUUCUUUUCUUGAAUUGCUUGUAUUUCUUAUAGAAACUUUAAAAAAUUAUCCCCAAGUUCAACACAACUUUGCUGUUCGUAUGUGGCAUGUAAAAUGUUCCUUUAAUAAAAUUUUAAUGUAUCCUUUAGAGAAACUGCGUCAUUUAAAAUUUUUGCUGACUCAAUCAAAAUAUUGCAUAUAUUAUAUAUUGCAAAAUUUGAAGGGUUUUUGCUCAUAUGAAGCUUCUUAACCAAUUCCAAUUUCGGGCAUUUUUAAAGUAUCAUUUAUAUGAUCUCAAAGGCAGCCAGUAAUGUAAUAAAUAGACUGUUUACUACCACUAUUGCCACAGUUAUAUUUUUUUCUUUAGCUUUACAGUAGCUACAUUUUUUUUAAUUCCAGUUUCUCCUCAUUUUGACAGUGUAUGUUGUCUGAUACCGUUUAUUUUACAACAUUCCAUCUAUUUUCAAAACACCUUUCAAUUUCUUAAUAUUCUGCCCUCCAUCAUUAAUGUAGAGGAAAGUUGUAUUAGAAACUUUAAUUUGAACAAUAACAAUAUGGGGAUGAGCAUCUAGGUUUACUGGUCACUUUUGGAAAACAUUUUUUUGCCAAAAAUGAUUUUGGUUUGGUGCAGUUGUGUAUGAAAAUGUUAGUGAUUAAGGGUCUAAACCUGUAAAAUCCCCCCCUCUUCUUUAAGCUGUUUUAUGCCUUCAGCCCUGCUAAAAUAUGUUUCUCUUUCCCAUCUACAGCUCCAGCCAAAUUACUGUUUUAGCUGAUAAUGUACAAUUAAACAAAUCAUCCAAAUCUUGUUUUGAAUAAGGAUGUAAAAUUGAAAGUAUCUACUUAUUGAAUCAAGUAUUGACCUGGUGAUUUAUAUUUAUAGUGAGAACAAUGUUCCAUGGAGAUUAUUACAUUAUUUCAGUUUCUGUGCGGAGAGAACAAAAUGUUACCUAGUUGCCUUUAGAAUUUUGAAACUGUUCUUAUGGAAGUUUAAGAACGUCUGCUCUGUUCUGUGUUGUUCAUAAAAAUAUUAAUCUAAAAAAAAAUCUGAGAUUCUGCCGUGUAAGUCAUACUUUUUGGGGUGAAAAUGUUGUAUUAGAAUAUGAAGUCUUAAUAUUACGUAUUCACCUGAGUCUAAGACCCCUGUUUAAAACCCCUCCCGCUUUUAAAUCGUCAAAUUAAGAAAAAAAAAGAAGAAAUGUCUAACUUAACGGGAGGCGCCGACACGUGUGUAAAGUGUAUUUAAUGUGUUUCUGGGCUUCUGAAGUGUUCGGGACCCUCCUUGGCUUAACCUCGGCGUAUUAGAUCCCCCGCUACUUCCGCGAUGAAUUUUCGGGGGGGGGGGGGGGGUUAGACUCAGGUUAAUGUGUAAUUCUUGUGGCCUACUAAAGGUUAUUGAACUAAUUUCUCUAAAUUUUUGUCACCUGUCUUAUCCUCUUACUCCAUUUAUCAUUGCUGGUACACCACAGCUUGGGUACUGAAGGACUGUUUUAAACCAAAAGCUUCUUCAGCUUGCGCUAUUAUUUAUUAUCUAGUAUUGUGGAAAUAGAUAUUAAGCAGGUACAUUUUGAAGAGUAUCUUAACUUUUUUUUUUUUUAGCAAAGUGCCAUUUUCUUUGUCCUGGCUGGAGGGAUGCCAGUUUUGUGAUUUAAAUUUAACAAUUCUAUCUGUUUUAACCUUUUGAAAUGAUUCUUAUUAUACUUCUUGUUUGCUUUUAUUGUACUAAUGAUACCUGUGCAAAGAAAUUGGUAGGCAAUUGCUGAAGAUUUAGUCAAAAACUGCCUGAAAUUUUCCUACUUUGAUGAUUGCAACUGAGACAAGACUUGUAUUUAACUGCUAAUAAUGUCUUGCUAUCCAAACAUAUGGUUUGCAGUUAAAUUAAAAUAUUUCUUUUAAAUGCUUUGCAUUGUGCCUUAGUUCUAUUUUUGAUGUUUGAAAUGUUUAUAAUGUUUUGAGGUUGUUGAUGACCAAAGACCAUUUGAUUCAUAUUGUCUCCUACCCAACUCUACUGCCACUCUGUUUUUAGUUGGAGCUUAUGUCAGAAAACAUCUCCUAGCUUCAGGACUGUUAUGAGACUUGUCGUGCAUCUGUAAGAUGUAUCUGUAGUUCGUAAGUAAUAAUUUUCUAUUGAGAUUGUCAGCUGUAUAGCACCCAGGUUUAAUGGUUGGUUGACAAUUCGUUUCAUUUGUGAGUCUUGCUCUAGUUUUUAAAGCAUGAUGUGCUCUGACGAUCUUAGCUUAAAUAAUUAUGUAUGUUUUUAAAUAAUUAAUGCAUUAUAAUGAUGUUGCAACGCCUAAGUUUGUACAAGGCUAUGCUGUUGAAUUCAUGACCAUAUUGGUUGCCUCUUUCAAGAACAUGAUUACUGAAUACUUAAAAAAAUAUUAAAUAUGACUGCUGUGAUAUCCUCUUAUUUAGUUUUUUUCUUGCUUGGUAGAGUGUUAAGGGUUUUGCCCUUAAUCAUUUAGAUUUUGGAAACUGCAGUAUUUUGUAUUUGACAUUCUAUGGCUUGUCAUUUUACUUACUGAGAACAAUCACAACAUUCUGUUUUAAUUAUUACUUGUACAUUCAAUGUUUAUCCUGUAGCUUUUUAACUUCAUUGCUGGCUUUUUCAUUAAGUUUGUUUGUCACAUGGUAAAGGUUUAAGUUAUCAUGGUCUUCACGCCCACACUUUUCCUUUUGUGUGGCACCUUUGUUUGUGUUUCAUGAAUGAAAACUGUCCUGUAUGUAUGUAUGACUUGAUGCAUGGCUUUCACACUGAACCUCUAAUUUUUGUGCUUUCAGCCACAAACUUCUAAUUUAUGUGGCUUGUCUGUCUAUAGUCCUAUUUUGUGAACUCUUUCUGCAAAUUAUUUUCUAAAUAAAUACUUCACUAAAAUUGA
Molecule: messenger RNA, 4195 nt
Organism: Frankliniella occidentalis (western flower thrips)
Lineage: Eukaryota; Metazoa; Arthropoda; Insecta; Thysanoptera; Thripidae
Product: ceramide synthase 5
Exons: 6
Coding region: 135-1223 (362 amino acids)
Biological process (GO): ceramide biosynthetic process
Cellular component (GO): membrane
Molecular function (GO): DNA binding; sphingosine N-acyltransferase activity
Source: RefSeq, a predicted model, not a curated record